AUGGGUCUCCGCUACAACCAGUUCUUUGACGACGCCAAGUACGACGGGGACGGCGAGAGGGUGAUCACGUGCAAGCAGUGCCUCACCCACUUGUGCCACCUGAAGCUCGUGAUUCUGGACGGGUUUCUGGGGCAGACGGGCAAGGCAUUCCUCGUGCUGGACUUGAUCAACUACGAGUUCUACCUCCACUUGCACGAGUCCCACAUGCGCACGGGGGUGUACCAGAUCCACAAAGUGCGCUGCCACACCUGCGAGCUGCCCCUUGGCUGGUACUAUAAGAAGGCGUAUAUCCCCGAAGAAGAGUACAAGGAGGGCAAGUUUGUCAUUGAAAACGCCUACAUUAAUUUUCUUAAGGACCCCAGCUCCACCAAGGAGUUGGUCGACCGCGCCAUGGUCAACCGCACCUCGCGCAAGGUGCUGUUCAACUUAGGCCACCAGCGACCGCGCCUCGCCAGUGCCAGUUCGAGCGACGCCCUGCCGCGCUGCCCUUACUGGCGCCGCGACCUGGCCACCCUCGGCCACGGCUACCACGGCGUCAACAGCUACGCCAACAUGGUGCGCCGGGGGAUGCUCAAAAAGGGCGACGCUUCGAUGCUGGACGACGAAGUGCUUGUCGACGGGUGA
This is a messenger RNA of Diutina rugosa, 624 nucleotides long. It is a transcript of the gene MOH1, whose product is annotated as Moh1p. The coding region runs from base 1 to 624 and encodes 207 amino acids. Gene Ontology annotation, cellular component: ubiquitin ligase complex. The transcript has a single exon. The record is from RefSeq and is a predicted model, not a curated record. Lineage: Eukaryota; Fungi; Ascomycota; Pichiomycetes; Serinales; Debaryomycetaceae.